AUGAGAACGCAGGCAGUCAAGAUGGUGAGAGAGUAUAAAAAGAAAACCGAUAGGGAAUUCCCUGAAGGAGAUCUAAGAAGAGCUGUAGAGGAUGUCUUAAAUAAUAUUGGUAGCUUGCGAAAAGUUUCGGAGAGGUAUAAUGUUACUAAGUCUCGUUUAGCUAUUUAUGUGAAAAGGGCUAGAGAGCAGGGGAUAGAAAAUAUAUCUUUAAAACCAAAUUUUAAACAUCGUCAAAUUUUUUCUCCAGAAAUGGAACAAGCAUUAGCUGAAUAUUUACUCAAAUGUUCGUCUAUGUUCUAUGGAUUAACUCCAAAAAAAACUAGACAACUAGCAUUUCAGUUUGCGUCUCGAAAUAAGCUUUUAAUCCCGGAUUCUUGGGCAACACAAGCAAUGGCUGGCGAGGAGUGGUUUGCCGGUUUUUUGAGGAGAAAUCCAGAACUCUCAAUUCGAAAACCGGAAGCAACAUCUCUUGCUCGUAUGACGGCGUUUAACAAAACAGUUGUUGGGGAAUUCUUUGGCAAGCUCAAAACUGUUUACAGCCGGCAUAACUAUGAGGCAAGCCAAAUUUUUAAUUUAGACGAAACAGGGGUUACUACAGUACCGCCUGUUGAAAAAAUUGUAGGAAAAAAGAGAGAAAAGCAAAUAGGGCAAGUAACAUCUAGAGAACGCGGUGAGCCCAACCCAACCCAAGUUGGAAUAAUUUGUGCAAAUGAAAAUGCAUUACCACCAGUAUGGAUUUUUCCCAGAAUACGUUUUGACGAGCACCGCAUGAUGUCUGGAGCUAUGCAAGGAUCUACGGGUCUUGUGAAUAAAUCUGGCUGGAUGACAAGAGAUAAUUUUAUUAAAGUUCUUCAGUUUAUCCAACGAAAUAUGAGAUGUAGUAAAAAUAACCCCGUGUUACUGAUAUUGGAUAACCAUGAAUCCCAUUUAAGUGAUGAUGGCAUAACAUUUUGCAAAGAAAAUGGUAUUGAAGUUUUGACCUUACCUCCGCAUACAUCAAAUAAAUCACAACCUCUUGACCGAUCUGUUUUUGGACCUUUCAAGAGAUAUUUUUCCGAAGCUGCCAAUUCUUGGAUGAUGACUCCAAAUAAAACUCUUUCUAUUUACUCACUUGCGGAGCUAUGCUCAAAGGCCUGGGAUCGUGCUGCUACACCAGAAAAUAUAAAGUCUGGCUUUCGUAAAAGUGGAAUUUUUCCUUUUGAUCGGGACAUAUUUCAAGAACACGAGUUUUUGUGUUCGUCAGUUUCAGAUCGACCUGCUCCAGAUGUCAUUACCAAUCAAUCUGGUGGAAGCUGUAUUUUCGCCGAAACAGAAAACCUAGAUGAAAACCUAAUUCCAGCCACUGACGGAAAUCGCGCUGCCGAUGAAACCUCAAUUCCUAGCACUAGCGUUACUGGGACUGCUAAAAGUCCUUUAAAUAUAUCUAACUUUAUUACACCAGACAAAAUAAGUCCUUAUCCAAAGGCGGAACCCCGAAAACCUAUGAGAAAAGGAAGAAAACGAGGAAAAUGUAUGAUAGUUACUGACACUCCAGAAAAAGAAGAAUUAUUGGAAAGAAAGAAGCCUCCUCCAAAAAAGGUUAAGGAGAUUAAGAGAAAAGUUCUAGUAGAAAGUGACUCUAGUGAUGAAGAGAUAAAUGAAGAACUAACAAAAGAUUCCUCCUCAGAGUGGGAGGAAGAAGAAGAGACAGUUCAGGAUACCCACGAUGUAGAAAAAGGUGGUUUCAUUGUUGUCAAAGUUCCAGGAAAAACACCAUUUCCUGGAAGAAAUUAUGUUGCUCGGGUAGAACGAAAACUUUUCGACGGAUUUCAGGUUCGAUUUUUUAAAAGAAUGAUUCCAUCAAAUCGCUUCAAAAUUACAGAAGAAGAAUCUUCUUUUGUAACAUUCGGAGAAGUAAUAGCUGUGCUUCCAAAAGGUAUUGAAGACAGGCGUCCUCGUUUUAAAGAUUCGAUUUAUUUCAACGCAGAUUUGACAGAAUUUAGUUUAACUUAA
Anthonomus grandis grandis is the source of this 1992-nucleotide messenger RNA. RefSeq lists its product as uncharacterized. Gene Ontology annotation, molecular function: DNA binding. Lineage: Eukaryota; Metazoa; Arthropoda; Insecta; Coleoptera; Curculionidae. The record is from RefSeq and is a predicted model, not a curated record. The transcript has 2 exons. The coding region runs from base 1 to 1992 and encodes 663 amino acids. Gene Ontology annotation, cellular component: nucleus.